This is a messenger RNA of Prorocentrum cordatum, 873 nucleotides long. The record is from the annotation of a GenBank genome assembly. Lineage: Eukaryota; Dinophyceae; Prorocentrales; Prorocentraceae.
GCGGGCGCCGCCGCCCCCCCGGCGGCGAGAAGGACGCCCGACGAGCUUGGCCGAUCGGUCCGCGCGCCGCUCCCGGGCCCCGCGCAGGCCACGCAGCCGCCCAGGAUGAGGGCGUGGCUGGCGGGUCGCUGCUCUGGCGCUUCUUCGGCGGAAUGUCCUGCCGAAGCGCGCCGGUGGUGAGCGGUGAGCGGGAGGACGCCUGAGGACGAAGCUCGGCGGCGCGCAGACAGGGGGGCAGGGCGGGCGCGGCGACCUUCCAGCAAGGCAAGGGUGCUUUUCUUGAAGACCCUCCUGCCCUUUCUGCGCAGCCACCUUACAAUCCUCCAGCCGUCGGGGGCCGUCCAUACACCACCUCACCGAUCCUGGGCUGGCCAGGAUCGGCGGGAUGGUCAGCUGGCGGCCUCCGGCCAGCGCUCCUCGACCUUCGACCAUGGAUCCUCGUUUCUCGAUCCCCGAUCCUCCAUACUGCGCUGGCCUCCUCGCCCGGCCCGUAUUCCCGCCGCCAAGAAGUGCGGCCAUCCGCCUGGCGCGGAGAGGCACGGCUGCUUCCGGAACGGAGCCGCGUGCUCUGGCGCCAGAGCCGCUUUCAGAAGGAAAGCACGAUGUGUACCAUACAUGUUUGCUUGCUGCUCGGCUUCUGUUCGCCGUCGGGAGCAGAGUACCGAGCCUUGACACGGGCAAUGCUAGCGGUCCCAGCCUGAAGAGUUGGUCCACGUGCUGGCUGCACAAAGUUGAUUGCCCCGUAAUGGUGAUGUGGGCACACAGCGUGCUCGAGUGCAUUUGCGACGGCGAGUCCAGGCAAGAACCACUAGAGUCUUCGCCGUGCUGCCCGCGCGACCUUCUGAGAUACGUACAGCGGGAUCUCAAAAGUCC